CGUGAGAGGAUGAAACAAGAGAUGAUCGAGGCCAAUAAGGAGCAGCAAAGGCUGAAAGAACUGCGUAAAAGGCAGGAGGCACAUGAGGAAGAACGAUUCCGUCGACAAAUGCUGGAGAAGUUUGCUGAGGAUGAUCGCAUCGAGCAAUUGAACGCACAGAAGAGGAGGAUGAAACUGGAGGAGCACAAGAGGGAAGUGGAGAGACUCUGGAAAGUCAAAGGGCAAAUGUUCGAGGAACAGAGACAAGCUGAGCUGGACACGAUGGCGCGGAAGAAGGCUGAAGAUGCAAAACUGGAGGCACUUAUCGAAGAAGAGCGUCAGCGACUUCUCACCGAGUACGCAGCAGAGUUGCAAGGGUACCUCCCAAAAGGCGUAUUAAAGAAACCGGAGGAUCUGGAGCUCAUCAAGCAUGCGGCAGAAGAGAUUGCGAAGAAGAAAGCUGCCGGGCCGGCUUGUCAGGUGACAGACAGUGUGCUGAACAUCAUGCAGGGUCUACCCAGUGGCACGCUGCUGCUGUUUCAGAGUCCAUCAGAUGUCAGAAGAUAUGCAGUGGCGAUUGCACAGCACGCUGUUGCUGCAGAGUCUGUCAGAUCUCAGAUGACAGACAUAUCAGGCUGCUGCUGGAGAUUCUGUCAGAUGUCAGAUGACAGACCGUUCUGCAGGGUCUAUCGGGCGUCUGCUGCCGCAGAGUCUGUUGGAUGUCAGAUGACAUGCAGCGUGCCGAACAUAAUUGGUAGAAAUGGGACCAACAUGCACGGCAGUGGGAUCACCUAUGAUGGGACCAACAUUGGGACCAACAUCGGGACCAAUGAUGCGACCCACGAUGGGACGAACACGCAGAGGGGUGGAACCAUCAUUUGGACUAACAUUGCGACCAACAUUGGGACUAACAUUAGAACCAACAACCAGCGUGCACGGGAACCAAGAAGUGGUAGAAAUGCGACCAACAUGCACGGCCGUGGGAUCAACAUUGGGACCUAUGAUGGGGUCAACAUUGGGACCUAUGAUGGGACAAACAUCGGGACCAAUGAUGCGACCCACGAUGGGACGAACACGCAGAGGGGUGGAACCAUCAUUUGGACUAACAUUGCGACCAACAUUAGGACUAACAUUAGGACCAACAACCAGCGUGCACGGGAACCAAGAAGUGGUAGAAAUGGGACCAACAUGCACGGCCGUGGGAUCAACAUUGGGACCUAUGAUGGGAUCAACAUUGGGACCUAUGAUGGGACCAACAUCGGGACCAAUGAUGCGACCCACGAUGGGACGAACACGCAGAGGGGUGGAACCAGCAUUUGGACUAACAUGGGCUGAGGGUUAGCAUUCACAAUGGCGCCGGUUGCCUGGGUGCCAGGGCGCCGUCGCGCUGCCACGCACACGUACACGUGCGCUGGCGUUUGCCACGUGCACUGCCGCGAGC
Molecule: messenger RNA, 1420 nt
Organism: Chara braunii
Lineage: Eukaryota; Viridiplantae; Streptophyta; Charophyceae; Charales; Characeae
Source: the annotation of a GenBank genome assembly